This is a messenger RNA of Megachile rotundata (alfalfa leafcutting bee), 5349 nucleotides long. RefSeq names its product UPAR/Ly6 domain-containing protein crok. Gene Ontology annotation, biological process: regulation of synaptic transmission, cholinergic; sleep; positive regulation of voltage-gated potassium channel activity. Lineage: Eukaryota; Metazoa; Arthropoda; Insecta; Hymenoptera; Megachilidae. The record is from RefSeq and is a predicted model, not a curated record.
UGAUCGUGAUCGUGAUCAUGAUCGCAAACCGUCUCGCACCGAUUCUCACCCUCGUCCUCGUGGUUCUGCUGUCGUCCAUCCAUCACGGUGAGGCAAUAAUAUGCUACCAAUGCAACAGCGAAUACGACCCAAGAUGUGGAGAUCCUUUCGAUCCGUUCAGUCUUGGAACCGUGAACUGCAGCUUCCAGCCACCUUUGGAACAUCUGAGCCGCUUGCAACCCACUUUGUGUCGGAAAAUCAGUCAGAAAGUGUACGGCAAGAUCAGGGUUGUCAGAGGUUGCGGAUACAUUACGGACGAGAGAGACAAUGCCCAAUGCUUGAAAAGAUCAGGCACCCACGACGUUCAAGCACUCUACUGUUCCUGCACCGGUGAUCUAUGCAACUCGGCUGAAAGCCGCACGCCGUCCUUCUUACUGCCGUUAACGUCCCUGUUGACGGUCGUUUUGGCAAUGCCGAGUGUGCUUCUUUCGUACCCGAUCGCAGUAUCCAUCUUUACCUCGCCACACUUCUCCAUAGCCUAAACUCUUCAGCAACCAGCGAAGAACACAUAACGCCUAAACCGAACCAACGAUUUAAUAGAGAUCGUUCGAACCUGGCCCAACUCGUUCCUUUUCGAUUUCCGCCUUAUUUUAAACGUACAGAUCAAACGGCGACCUUCGACCUCGCGAUGAACAUUAAUCUUUUUUCAUUCUGAAUCUUUCUUACUUUUGUUUAAAUGAAUUCUUUAACGAAAGAAAUUCCAAAUUAUUGUAACACGUGAAUCGGCGGGAAACGAGAUUGUUAACGAGUUGAUUGAAAUUACGGCUAUUGUCACUUGUUAUUUUUAAAACGAGACGCUUGAUCAAAAGGGUAAGAAAACACAAAGAUAUACCGUUUUGGGAUUCGAACGUUUCGCAAAAAUAGUCAAAUUACAAAACAGUAGUUCUAACGGUGAUACAAACUGCCAGAUACGCGAGAGCGUACUUCAGUAGUACACUUCAAGAAGAAUUAAUAAUGAGAACACACACACACACACGGCCUCCGCGCGUGAAACCAUCCAGCGUUUCUCGCAUAAGCGUAGAAAGUAAAAAAUAAUUACGUGGAGGAGAAACUAACCUCGAGGAUGCAUAUAAUAUAUUAUAGAUAUAUGAAGUAGCGGUAUUGCGAUGUGUUCGCACUUUGUACGCUGCUGCAAAACAAAUGAUAUACAGGGUGUUUCCAAUUUGAUGGUUCAACCAAAACGGCUGCGCAUCUAUGGGGAAAAAUAAGUUGAAAAUGUAGAGUGACAUCUUUUCGUACGAGGCUUCGUUUACGAAUAAAUCGAUGUUGAAAAAUCUUUAUAUUUUCGAUUUGCUUUUUCACGCAGAUUUAGACUGAUUUUGGUUGAACUACCAAACCGGGAGAGCCUUGUAUAUAUAUACACAUGUAUAUAUCUAUACAGAUAUAGACAUAUAUCUAAACAGAUAUAGAUAUAUAUCUAUAUGUAUAUUAUAUUUACAGAUAUAUAUAUUAUAUUUUAUUGGAAGGAAGCAGAAAUGGAAUUGCACGCAAGAGGGAUACUACAGCUUAUUUUUUAGAGAAGUAACGUCGGGUUGCUUUCGUGGAUGCCUGGUGUUGUACAGAAUUUUAAUGCUGACGCGGGAAUUAAAGAAGAAUAUAUGAAACACAUAUCAUCGAUACGUAAUAUAUUUUACCCCUCGUUUCGAUGAAAAUGAAUAAGUAUCCGGCAUUACGAUUGCGACUCGUGUUCCGCUGAUUUUUGCAAUAAAAUGCUGUAUAAGCGGUAGCGGAGGCUCGCGAAUGGAAUACAAUUGACUCGUGCAUGUGUGUGUGUAUGUAUGAUACGAGUGCGUAUGCACACGAUUGCGUGGUUGUUGCGUGUACGAGUGUGAAAGAGAAACAAGAAACGCUAAAUUAUACAGAUAGUUCGAUUAAGAAACGAAAUGUUGCUAUUAAGAUGAAACUUGUUAAAAGUUUUCAGUCGUGGAUCGUACACUUGAGGAUUUUUGUUCAUCAGGAUCUUAUAAGAAUACGGUUCACGCUUGGGAACUUUUGGUAAGUAUCAUCUUAACAAUCCUGGCCGUAAAGCCUCAAGAAUCUUAUGUUGCUACUUGUUGAACCGUAGCCAACUAAAGAAAACAGUAAAAACACGAAUUACAAAAAAUAACAAAAAAAAGAGUCGUAAAUGAAAUCGUAACGAUGUAGAAUCGUUGAUGGAGAAACGUAGAGGGUAAAGUAGAACGCUUACUAACAAGACAAAAAAAAAUAAGGCGAAUACAUGUCUCACCGCAGUACCUAAUUUAAUUGCUGCUGCCGCUGUUGUCACCGUGUCAUGUCAUCACCAUCGUUACAACAUCAUUGCAGCUGCUACUGUCAUAAUUGUCAGUUAUAGGCUGAUAUAGGUUGCGUGUUUUUUCGAAAGAGUUGAAGUUGACACCAAAGGAUAGAGAUAAUUCAGUGGUGAUUCUCCUGUACCCACACAUCACAAAUGGUGGGGAGAAAGAGGCUGUGGAAAGGGUAAGGGCACCGCACGCAUGCGUGUCCCCCCACCUACUCGCGUAUUAGGCCACGCCUAUUCAAUCAUGGCGCCCCUCUAAAAGCGCGUCGGUUUCCUGUUCAAACUGUUUUCGCGCACAGAACGCAUGUGUGUACAAUGUGUACAGUAAGCACAUGUGAUUAGAGAAAUGUUCAGGAGGCUGCCAUAAGCCUCCUUUAAAAGAUGUAGUCAAAUCUUCAUAUAUUGAUAACGACGAAUGAUAGAGAGGAUGCUUAGGAGAGACAACUUUGGAUAUGCCUGUAUUAAACAGAGAGGAAACGACCACGAUUAUUACUCUCUCUCAUGUGUGUCAACUUUAACCCUCUCACGGAACGCACAAUCUAUAUGUAAGUCCUGCUAUCAGAAGUACGAUUACUCAGAUGUUACUACAACUAAUGUUACUGAAUCAACAUAAUUAUUAUUGUCAUCAUUGUUAAUAUUUUUAUUGUUAUUAUUAUUUGAUCGUGAUAAAAUGCAUGAUGGAACGAUGGUAAACGUUUUGACAUCGUAUGGAGUGGAAGAGUAAUGGAUCAAGAUGAUUAAUAUCAACAUAAACUUGAGAUAAUUUGGCCAUCUAAAAUCCAUUUCUGUUUUAACUGCGGGGGAGCACGCGAAGUUUGUAAUCUCUGAAAUUACUGAUUCGCAUCCUUUCGGUACACGUUCUGUUAAAAGUUCUAUGUGUCGCAAUUUUUACCGUAUAUAAUUCUUAUAAUUAGGGAUGUGCGUGUAAUUUGAUUCAUCGGUUUGAAAUCUGAGAGCUUAAUACUUUCGGACUUCCGAUCUUGUCCGACAUUUUCCGAUUCAAUCCGAACCCAUUAUUCCGAUUACCCGCACAUUUCUACUAACUUCAAAUAUGCCUAUAUUGAAUUUCUUUCUUCACUCCAUCCAACGUAGCAGCAGGAAUUUCCGUUGAAACCAAAAAGUGAGAAACAAAUAAAUCGAAUAAGGAACGAAAAUAAUAGAGACGACAAAUAUUUCGUUACAUUCCACUCAAUUAAUUUAGUUAGUUGGUCGCUUUAGAUUUCGAGAAAUUAAUAUUUGAAAAUAGCGAUGUUUUACUUCUUUAUUUUUGCUUAAAACACGAACAUAUAACUGUGUGUAUAGUUAUUCGUCUGUAAGGUAACUUUUAAAACAUCCGAUUCAAAAAAUAGAAUUAUUGUCUCGAGUUAUGCUAUAUUUUUUAUUUGCAUGAUGUACAUAAAAUUAGUUCAAAACGAUGACGAGAUCAGAGCUGUCCCUAGAGUUUGUGGACUCUUGAGCUAAAAUCGAUGUUACAGAGAAAUAAUGAUAUAAUGUUUUUAAUAAAACUGUAAAGUAUCUAACAAAAAUAAUUUCCGUUAUAUGUAUAAUACAUAACAAAGUAUUUUAUAUAAUAUAUUAACAUCUAAUAUAAGAAUAUAGUUUGAAACGACUUUAAAACACGAAAAAUUAUGGUCAUAUAUUUUUAAAAGUAUCUUCGAAAAUUUAAAUCGGCUCGAUGUGCAAUACUAGGAACGGCUCUGAACGAAAUAUACACAUGUAUCUACUUACGUCUAUAGCAUGGAUGUUUCAAGUUAAAGUCGGGUUAAGUAAAGUCGAAUAGAUUGAAAUUCGACUAUUUCGAAUGAAAUAUGAGAAAAUCGAAUGGGUUGUAACGAAUUCUCGCAAUGUUCAAUUCGAUAUUCAAAAAUAACGAUAUCCAGUUGUCUUCCAAAUUCGAAAAUUUGUAAAUUUGAUUCUCAACAUUUGUUUUGAUUCGAUUCGAGAUUCGAGCCAACCUCAUUUUCUCGGGCUUUCUUCGAUUUAACUCGACGCAUUGGAUUAUCGACAGAUCCUUGAUCUAUAGGCAGGUACCAUCGAAAUAUUUUUUCGUUGAUAUGCUUCCAAAUAAAUGUAAUUAUAAUUUAUAAUGAUCAUAGAAACUAUGACGCCUGAAGAAUAAAGAAAAACAAUACCGAUACAUUUUCGAUCUCUUCUUCCUUCUAACGUGCAACUUGGUUAAAGAAUGUUGCGCCCCCAAGACGAAGUGGAAUGUAACGAAACUACUUCUGCGUGUACCCGUUUCAAAUUUGUAAGAAGUGAAAUCCGCUUCGUACAUAUCAUUCGUCCAUAAUCAUCCGUCACAUUUUAAUUGAAUAAAACUACUGGCAUCACUGCCCUCCCUGUUCAAGCAUAUCGAGAAAAGAACAAAGAAUGUCAUCGACAUAUAAUUGCAUUUAAUUGACAAUUUAUCCCAGGUAUCAAGAGAUUACUUCAAAUUUGUUCUGUUUUAUUAUAUUUAUUGUCAUCUAAUGUUAAUAUUGCAUUGUACACAUCGAUCACUAUGUACAGAGAAUAUUCUGCCAAUAAAGUGUUGAAUGGUUACAAAAAAUCAAACAGAAAAAAAAUCAAAAUGGAACUCCAUAUACAUUAGGGACUCUCAAUUAUUUUUUAUGAAAUUCUGAUAAUAUUGAUUUGUCGUCGUCUAGAUAGUAAUUUAAAUAAAAUAAUGUCAAAAGAAAAAGAUUUCAAUUUAGAUUGAUCCUAUAGAUAUUAUAAUUAUACAGGUAAAGUACAUUGUUCCCUCAAUGUUAUAUCAAAGCUAUACUACAAUUUAGUUUGUUAUUUAAUGAUUUUGAUGUUAGUGAACAUAAAUAAAUGCUGUUUUUUUUUAGAUAUAUCAGUGAUUCAUAUAACCUUCAUCUAUAAUUAAUUCAGUACAACGGAAAUGAUUAUGCGCGUGAUGCGUUCAUUAGUAAUGUGUUCCAGGAUGUACACAAUAAUAUAAAAUAAUGCGUUCAUGAUAAAUGAUACUUAAUAAUGAUUGCAAAAUAACAAAGGUAAGAAAUGGAUUUAUAAAUGCCACAAAUACUAUG